Messenger RNA from Fundulus heteroclitus (mummichog), 5815 nucleotides. It is a transcript of the gene togaram1, whose product is annotated as TOG array regulator of axonemal microtubules 1. Gene Ontology annotation, biological process: microtubule cytoskeleton organization. The record is from RefSeq and is a predicted model, not a curated record. Gene Ontology annotation, cellular component: cytoplasmic microtubule; cilium. Gene Ontology annotation, molecular function: microtubule binding. Lineage: Eukaryota; Metazoa; Chordata; Actinopteri; Cyprinodontiformes; Fundulidae.
GGAAGCACUCAGUUAGCUACAUGCAUUCGCCAUUUUGCUGCCCCGACGUGUGCGCGUGUGUGUACGAAUGUGUGUGCGCGCGCGCGUAUGUGUGUGUAUGUGUGUGCUGGCUCCUCUAAAAGGCUGAAUACCUCCAUAGCCUCCCAACAACUCUCCAUCGGCUCCUCAGCUGCAGCUAAAGGAGGAAAUGUCCGCGUCUGCUGGCGGCGACACCGCCGCUGCUGCUGCUGCUGCUGCUGCAGCGUGAAAUGAGGCGGCUGGACGUCGCAGCGAUAGAUACAUUGAUAGUUUUGGCGUCGGGUUGAUGCUGAGGAAGGAGGGCCGGCAGAAAUGUAAGAUUGACCAACAGGACCUCCGUUCUCCACCGUCAGCCGCUCAAGAUGAAAGCACGGAGCGCAGAGGAACAUCACCGUCCUCGCUGGAGUGUGUCUUCCUCUUUGGAUUCUCAAAUGUGACGCGUCCAUCGGUCCGGCAACAAUGAUACCCGGAUUGAUCUCCCAGGAGGUGCACGACCAGCUUCUGGACUCCAAGAAUUACCAGAAUCGCACGGAUGGGGUGGAAAAGCUGAAGCGGAUCCUCACGGAGGUGGACAUCGAGUCGGUGCCACCUGGCAGCGUCGAGGAGUUCAUCAAUUUUCUGCCUCGGCUCCUGGAUGACAGUAAUUUCAAGGUGCUGCACGGCACCUUGCAGGUUUUGAACCUGCUAAUACGGAAGCUGGAGACGGGCGUGGACAGAUUUUUGAAACAUAUCGUCUUGGUUGCCCUGAGGGCGCUCGGCGACACUCGUGCCGUCACCCGGAACGAGUACCUUAAUGUGUUUCGGCAGCUGAUGAAAACCGUCGCACCCCAGCAAGUGUUGGACCUGGUCGUCGGCAACCUGAGACACAAGAACUCCAGGGUUCGGGAGGACGUCCUGAACAUCAUCAUGGCAGCCAUGCUCACUCAUCCGAGGAGCGAUUUCAACAUUCCCAAGCUCUGCUCGGAGGUCGCGCCCUCUUUGGCAGACAGCAAAAAGAAGGUCCGCCACGCCGCCCUGGAGUUGUUCGCCGUCUUCGACCACUGCCUUGACACGGGACAGAAGCAGCCGCUGAUGAAAGCCCUGGACCGGGUGGGGCUCAACGACGACGCCGAAGGCCUGAGGGCAGCUGUGCAGGCGAGACGAGCGCGCCGCAUCCUUCCAAAGCUCACCUCGGAGGGCAUCGUGGAGUACGGCCUGGCGGUGCCCAAACCUGGACAGUGGUCCGCGGGACAAUACGCUUCCGGCGCCGAUCUGGACUGGGUGAUCAACGGGGGGCGGACGAGCAGCGCCAGGAGCUUCAGGACGGAGCAGGACAGCGAUCGGCUGUGCGGCUACGGCAGCUUGGGCUCCCUGACGGACGACGCGCCGCUCCAGAGGAGGAUCGUCAGCGCGGGUAAAGGGAAGAACAAGCUCCCCUGGGAGACGUCCAGCUUCUCGUCGACCGAUAACGAGCUGCAGCAAUGCGCGACACCCAAUGGAAAGUGCUCUGGACAGGUUGCAAAGGAGGACGGCAGCGCUCUCCCUAAAAAGACAGAGACCUACGUACCAAGUUUCAGUUCUGCUGAGCCACAGAAGCUCCUGUCUCCCAGAAGGAGGGAAACCCCAGCGGGUCUCAGGAGAAGCGGGAGCCUCAACUUGGACACCGACAUCUUCAAAAACACAAACCUCUCGGACCCAGAUGUUGCGGCACCCAAAGGACGUAUGCUGUCGAGGAAUCCCAGCGUCGUCGAGCGAACCUUCUCUCUCCCCUCCAAUGCUUCCUCGCCCGCCUCCUUUCUUCUGCCUUCGUACCCCCUGGCUACGCGCACAGGGGGCAUGCUCACACCAACGCUGUCCCGCCAUCACGCAGACCCUUCCCUCUCCAUGUCCAACACCUGGCCCAACAAGCGGGAGAACAGCCCUCAACAGCAAGGAACGAGCCCACGGAGGGAGAAAGACGACGCGGCGGCGAGGGGAGAACUCUUCAGCAUGCAGUCCCCCAGGCCUCUUCGUGCCUCCCUCAUGAGUUCCUCUUCCGCCUCGUCGUUCAGGCGAGCUCUGAGCAGCACCAGGGCAACCUUCUCCAUCUCACCAGUGCAAGCCCAUUCCCAUGAGGGCCAGAGAUCAAACACCUCAGCCAGCCAGCAGCUGGAAGAUGACCCGAAUCUGGACCCUGACAGCGUUACUGCCUGGCAAGCCCCUCAGAGAAAUGACCCCCUGGACAUGCAAGAGAUGCAGCACUCCCUGCGCUCUGUGCGAAACAGCGCUGCCAAGAAGAGGGCCAAAGUGAGCCUGAGCAGUCCAGAUCCUGACAGUCCUGACUCGGCCGUGCGAAUAGACCUGGGUCUAGAGUCCCCGCUGCAAACUUCUCCCGUGCUUACCAGCUCAGCCAGCGAGAGCGGACUCUCAAGUCUGAGCUCGGCUGCCAACUCCAGCUUCAAUGGCAUCAAAACAAGUCCCAGGAGCUCUGCCUCUGCUGUGAUGAAGCCUCCCAUUGCAAGAGGGCCUUCUGAAAAACUACGGCCCUCUGUGUCGAUGGAUUUCAGCAGCUUUCAAGUAAAGUCUGAGGUGGGUGUCGUUGGGCAAAGAGUUCAUUACUGCAACGGAACAAUGAAAACCGAGGAAGAGAAAAUGGCUCCGUCUCCUCCGCUGGUCAGACCAGCUGUCCGAGAACCGGUCAGAGCUUUGAAGCUUGCCAGAGAGUCCCAGGGCAUCAACAGUUCUAGGAAUUCACCCGACGCCGACUUACCUGGAGGAGUGAUCGGAAGAGGCGUGCGUGGCUCCACGGUGUCCUGCAGCCGUCCAGGAGUUGCUUUGUCACUUGAGCAGGGGGAUUUGGCUGCCAAACCUCCCACUGAUCCCUCAGCAGGCGUCUACAGCGGCCGGCUAGAUGGCGAUGACAGCUCACUUCCUGACGAGGUCAAGGGAAAGGUGAGAAACAAUAGAAGAGGUCGGGAUAAGACAAGACCGAAGAACCUGGAUCAUUUUGAGGAAGUGUCUGAUAGAGGGGAAGAAACAAGGGAAGAGAUUCGCCAUCGUGUCAGACAGCUGCUGUCCAAUUCACCUGCAGCAGAAAAUAAUGAGUCCAUCGUCAAAGACUUGAACGGCAGCACGCUGACAUCCACAAGGUCAGAGCUUCUCUCCGACGAAUCCUCCAUCAGUGCCACCAGUCCUGCCAGUCCACCAGAACCCCAAAGUCCGCUAAAGUGCUUGACCACACCGCACCAUCCAAGCCCCCCUACGGCGCCUCCCAACGCCAAAAAUGUGUCCCGCCUCAGAAGAGCACCGAGCCUCAGCAGAACCCGACCUUCUCUGUCCCACAGUUCAGAUGAGCUUUGCCAUGCCACUUUGAGACACAAGAAGAAUCUGUCCGCACCUUCAGAGCUCUGUCCCUUUUCAAAACCCGAGCUGGUGCUGACACAGAGUUUCAACCUCCUGAAUUCAGAAGACUGGGAGAAGAAGAUAGAGGGUCUGAUGUUCCUGCGCUCUCUCGCUUACAACCACGCAGACACGCUUCAGGGCAGGCUUCAUGAAGUCUGUCUGUGUCUCAUCCAAGAGGUGAGGAACCUGCGCUCAGGCGUGUCCAGGGUGGCAGUCUGUGCGCUGGGCGACCUGUACACACACCUGCAGAGACUAAUGGACCAAGAGCUGGAGGGGACAGUGAAAGCUUUGCUGCAGAAGGCUGGGGAGAGUAACACUUUCAUCAGGCAGGAUGUGGAUGCAGCGCUGGACUGCAUGGUGCAGCACUGCACCCCGACUCGCAGCAUCGGGGCGUUACUCACUGGAGGAAUCAGUCACCUUAACCCAGUGGUGAGGAAAUGCACCGCUCAGCAUCUGGCUAAUCUCUUGGAGAAGGUCGGCGCUGCCCGCCUCUUGUCCGGAGGUAAAGAUUUCACUGAGAGACUUUUACCUGCCAUCACUAAACUUUCCCAAGACUCCUCCCAGGAGGCCAGGUACUUUGGUCGUCGAAUGCUGCUGUCUCUGUCAUCCCACCCUGACUUUGACAAGCACCUGGAAAAAUAUAUCACAACCAAAGACCUGCAAGCCGUCAGAGACACCAUCCUGACUCUCAGGACAAAGGGUCUGGGUGAGAUGCCCCAAGAUUCUCAGUCGGCUCGAGGAAGACGCUCUCUCCCAGGCAGCGGCACGGUCAGGGCUUCGUCUCUCAACGGAGAGCAACUCAACCAGACCAGCAGGGAGCCCAAUAGUAACUACAGCUGUAAACAUCAGACGCAGAGUAUUGCGGACAAAACCGAAUACAUAAAGCAGAUCUCGGGUCUGCUGGGUUCAAAGGACUUCCGGGAGCGGAUCAAAGGCAUUGAUCAGCUAGUGGCUGACUGCGAGCACAACCCCAACGUGGUCAUCAAUAGCAUGUUUCCGGUGUUCGAUGCCUUUAAAGCCAGGCUGCAGGAGUCCAACAGCAAGGUUAACCUUUACGCCCUGGAGUCUCUACCAAAAAUAACCCGUUUGCUGAAGGACAGCUUGUCCCAAGUGGUUAACAUCCUGGUUCCAGCGAUUGUGGACAAUCACCUCAACUCUAAGAACAAUGCCGUCUAUUAUGCUGCUAUCGGCGCUGUGAAUGCGCUUAUUUUGAAUCUUGAUAAUAUUCUCCUCCUUCAGCCUUUCUGCACCAAGGCUCAGUUUUUAAGCGGCAAAGCUAAGGUGGAUCUUAUCGAAAAGGUUGCAGGCCUCGUUACGGAGCUCUAUCCCCGCAAGCCUCAGAUGGUGGAGCAGAAAGUCCUCCCCUUACUGUGGCACCUCCUGGGUACCUCCACCCACAGCAGCAGCAUCCACGGCAGGGGUGGCAGCGUCAGGAGUGCUACGGCCAAGCUGUGCCAAGCCCUUCGCGCCCAAAUGGGGACGAGCCUGAGCGAGUUUGCUGCCACGCAGCCUGCUAACGUGCAGAAAGGUUUAAACGAGCUCCUGAAGACCUUAAAGUAAAGGAAAGGCAAGAUCCAAACGCUGAAAGAGAACAUCGAGACUGAUCUUACUUGAAACAUGAAAUGUACGUUUCUUAUAGUGCCUGCACUUUUGUAUGAAUAUAUAUAUUAAAAAAAAAAGAAAGUCUUAAACAUCUUAGGUUGUUCCAAUUAUUUUAUCAGUGACGUUUACUCUGGUGAAUAAAUGUUAACACACCGACAUCAGGUCUUACUCUUACUCAACCUGCUCUCUCUGCACUUUGAAAAGUAGCUCAUCGUCUGAACGUUCCUCCGUUACGUACUGUUGACAAAUCAGAGACACUAAUACAGAAUGUAAAAACUGAAAUGCACAAAAACAAGGUUAAAGAAGACAGGGACCCCAAAGGUGUAUAUUUUUGCUGUUUUAUCAAAAGGUGAUGUGAUAUUUUUGAAAUGCCAUGCUGAUGAUUUGAAGAUUUGUGACGAGAUUAACAAAAAAAAAGAAAAAAAAAGGUACAAAAUACUUUUGUACAGCUCAGUUGUGUAUUUGCACAGUAUUAGCUUAAUGUUUAAGUAUGGUGUAAAUUGAUGGUUAUAACUUAUCUAAUGUGUAAUGGUCUGAAAGUCAUAUUAAUAAUGUGUUGAGUUUGUACUCUUAAUUUCUUUGUUUGCAUGACCAAAACUUCAAACUUGUACAAUCUUUAUGGGAGGGUGUGUCUACACAGGAACUAGAACAAGGUUGGGAAAAUGAGUUUUUACACCCGUGAUUGCCUGAGAAACAGUCAGAAGUUGGCUCUGUUUCCGUCUCUGUAUCGUGCCAGUCUUCAAGUAGCCUUUUAACGGAAAUGUUAAUUUAUAUUUAACCGGUUUGUGAACUAAAGGAAAGAGAUAUACGAAUAAACGGUUUUAUUUCCCUAAUA